This is a messenger RNA of Durusdinium trenchii, 677 nucleotides long. The record is from the annotation of a GenBank genome assembly. NCBI's taxonomy places the organism in Eukaryota, Dinophyceae, Suessiales, Symbiodiniaceae.
CUCUGCAAAAACGCAGCGUUUGCAACCCCGGACUUGUGAGCAUGGCCAUGGUCCCGGUACCUGAGUGUGAGGUGUGUAAUGAGAAGGUGCCAUUACCGCCACAGUUCGAAGAUAUGUCAUCUAGACUGCACCCAAGCCUAUUUGCGAGCCCAGAACGUCUCAUCCUUCGAAGUCGGAUCGACUCGAUUGAUAGACUGCCCUUGCGGCAAGGGGGUCUACGCACCAACUUGCGCAGUUUGUUGCGGAAGCCUACUGCCUCCAACAUCGCUUGCACCGAUGUGUGCUGCUCCAUGCGGCCGAGUGCUUGCUCACACAGUUUGCAUGUUGGCGGUAAGGGGCUUCGGAGCCCGGCGAGAUUGCCAGCUAUGCAGGCGGCCGUGGCUGUUGUGAUGCAAUCAAUGUACAUAUACGAAAUGUCCUAGGUCCUGGAGCAAAUGCAUUCGUAGACAACACAAAUGGUAGGCCAGCAUUUUGCCUGCUGGAAGUGUUUAAGUGUUGAGACGGGUUGCUUUGCUUGGAGGCACCAUCAAUUUCAGUCAAACAGGUGCUGCACAUUUAAUUCGAUGUUGGCUCAAUUAAGUCAGCUGAUAGGUUGCCACUUAGAUCCCUGACCUUUGCAUCAAUUUGGUUGUCCUUCGAGGAAACUUUGCUUGAAGAGCCUGAUCUCCCACUGGCAA